Anopheles moucheti is the source of this 1974-nucleotide messenger RNA. RefSeq names its product organic cation transporter protein. Lineage: Eukaryota; Metazoa; Arthropoda; Insecta; Diptera; Culicidae. The transcript is spliced from 4 exons. Gene Ontology annotation, cellular component: membrane. The record is from RefSeq and is a predicted model, not a curated record. Gene Ontology annotation, biological process: transmembrane transport. Bases 39 to 1571 code for a protein of 510 amino acids. Gene Ontology annotation, molecular function: transmembrane transporter activity.
UAGUUUUCUUGCUUAGCAUAGAUAAAACGUGAUAAACCAUGAAAAUAACUGCCAAAGCCGAAUCGGACCGGAAAUGGAACCUCGACCCGAUACAGCGGGCGAUGGGCCAGCUCGGUUGGUGGCACAUUCUCGUGUGUGCCGUCAUCUUCCCGCUAAAGUUCCCGGUGGCGUGGCAUCAGAUGAGCAUCAUCUUUCUCGGACCGUCCGUUAACUACACCUGCGAUUCCGAGCCACCGCUCGACAGAUGCGAUGCGGCCUGUACGAGCUGGAGCUACGAUAACAGCACCUUUGCCACGACCAUCACGAGCGAGUGGGAUCUGGUGUGUGGCAAUGCGAAUCUGGUCAAACUAUCGCAAACCAUCUUCAUGUUCGGCAUCCUGGUCGGUGGCGUCGUGUUUGGAUCCCUUGCAGACAAAUAUGGCCGAAGACCUCCGCUAGUGAUCGCGGUCAUCAUUCAGCUCGUGACGGGAGUUGGUGCCGCCGUCAUCGGUUCGUUCUGGAUAUUCGUAGUGCUCCGAUUCCUCACAGCUGUCGCCACUGGAGGCACUAUGGUGACGAGCUUCGUGCUUGUGAUGGAGAUUAUUGGCCCCAAGUGGCGUGAGCUAUUCUCCGUACUCUACCAGAUCCCGUUCAAUCUGGGCCAUCUGACAUUGGCCGGGUUCGCUUACUAUCUGCGCGAAUGGCGCCAGCUUCAGUUCGCACUAUCGAUCUUCUCCGUGCUGAUGCUGUCCUACUACUGGUUGGUACCGGAAUCACCCCGCUAUCUGUUCACCUCCGGGAAUGUCGACGGUGCUGUAACGGUACUGGAGCAAGCGGCCAAACGUAACAACCUGCAGACGGACACGAUCCGCAACGAUAUCGAGCAGUACGCGAAGGAAAAGUCACGCAACGCACCCGCCAACGCGUCAAAGGGCAACGUGCUUGAUCUGUUCCGUACGCCGAACAUGCGCGCCAAGACGCUGUACAUGUGCUUCAACUGGUUCGUCUGUGGACUGGCGUUCUUCGGGGUCGCACAGUACAUCGGUCAUGCGGGUGGUGAUAUCUACACGAACGUAGCGAUCAGUGCGGCCCUCGAGCUGCCCGGUACGCUGCUCUGCAUCUACAUGAUGAAGGCGUACGGUCGUAAGAAGACGCUCAUCUUUUCCAACACCCUGACCGGUAUCUCGAUGCUGGCGAUCGCAUUUGUACCGAGCACGGCAAGCACCCUAAACGUGGGCCUGGCAUCAGUUGGGCUGGUCGGCAUGAGUAUCAGCUUCCCCACCGUGUACCUUUAUGCGGGUGAGCUUUUCCCGACCGUGGUGCGUAACGUCGGUAUCGGUACGGCUUCGAUGAUAGCCCGGUUCGGUUCGAUGAUUGCCCCGUUUGUGGCGGGUAUGGGCUCGAUCGCCUACUGGUUGCCACCGUGCAUCUUCGGCCUGGUACCGCUUGUCGGUGCGUUCUGUGUAUUUUUCCUGCCCGAAACCCAAGGCCAUCCACUGCCGGAGACGCUGGAGGAUGGAGAAAACUUUGGCAAACGUGUGUCGGGUGCGGGUACCAACGGAACGGCGAAUGUAGAAAAUGGAAAGCACUAGAAUAUGAACGGGUGGUAAAACAUACCCAUGUGAGCAUUUUUAAGUGUAGGGUUUUUGUUUUGUUUUGUUCCUUUCCCACUGGAUAUCUCUCAAGCGACACUAUGUGUUCAUGUUUGCCUUAGCGGAAAGGGACAUUAGACGCAGAGCCUUCUGUUGGGAUGCGUCGUUAAUCGUUAAUGUGUAGCAAUUAAUUUACACAAAACUGUGUGUUUUUUUACUAUUAAUCUGUAAGUAGUCUCUCAAACAACAACAACGAGCAGAGAUCAAAUGAAACCUCAAACAGGAUCCUCACAAUGACAAUGUAGCGUUAGAUAUAAACUCAAAUUUUCCCAUCCCAAGGGGUGGCAACAUGAAAAAAUCCAAAACCGACUAUAGAGAAGUGAUAAAUAAAUGUAAACACAAA